This is a messenger RNA of Cucumis melo (muskmelon), 993 nucleotides long. Its product is annotated as CASP-like protein 5A2. The coding region runs from base 280 to 819 and encodes 179 amino acids. Gene Ontology annotation, cellular component: membrane. Lineage: Eukaryota; Viridiplantae; Streptophyta; Magnoliopsida; Cucurbitales; Cucurbitaceae. The transcript has 3 exons. The record is from RefSeq and is a predicted model, not a curated record.
GCCAUGGCUGCUUUCCCUUUCACGGAGCUUACUCGCGUUCUUACCAGAAGUGGCGACAAUGGAGAAGAUGACGGCUUCAUGGACUUAGGAUCUUCCCUUCGCUCAUCGAUUGCAAAGAAUCUUUGGCCUUCCCAACGGAUAAGCUAAACUUCACCAUCUUCCUCCCUCUGUUGUUCUUGGCUCGCCUGCGACCGAUUAGGGUUCUGAAUUAUGGAGUGAAUGUAAAACAACUUUUUGUUUAAUCCCACUGAUUGAGCUCUUGGAUCGCUGCACAACGCGAUGAACGUGAGCCGGCCUUCGGUGCAUCCGGUGGAGGCGCCACCACUUACGGAAGGAGCGGUACACAAUGGGCCGAGAGUGAGAAUGAAGGAUGUACAGGGCAUGCCUGGAACACUAGGUGGACUUGCUCUUCGUCUUCUUCAGUUCGUAUUUGCUACGGUUUCUCUCUGUGUUAUGUCUACCACCAGUGAUUUCCCUUCCGUCACGGCGUUUCGAUAUCUUGUUGCUGCUGUUGGCUUGCAAUGCUUGUGGAGCUUUUCAUUAGCAGUAGUUGAUGCAUAUGCCUUGUUAGUCAGACGAAGCUUGCGGAACUGCUCAAUAGUUGGUUUGUUCACCCUUGGUGAUGCAGUUACGUCCACCCUUACAUUUUCUGCUGCGUGUUCAUCAGCAGGGAUUACUGUUCUCAUAGGCAAUGACCUUAACAAGUGUGGUGUGAACCACUGUGCACAGUUUGAGUCUGCCACUGCAAUGGCUUUCAUUAGCUGGUUUGCUGUUUCUCCUUCAUUUCUCUUGAACUUUUGGUCAUUAGCUUCUCGGUGAGAUUCCAUAGCGAGAAAAUUAGCUUCUUUUUAGUAUUUGUCUCACCAACUACCUUUUGCUUAUAAAUUAGUACAAAUUUGGAAAUUUUGAUGUACACAUGUAGGUUUUUACUGGGUCUGAUUGAGAAUUGAGAUAAUAAUCAGUGAAUAAAAUCACCUUCUUUUUUAUUAGAAA